Perkinsus marinus ATCC 50983 is the source of this 351-nucleotide messenger RNA. RefSeq lists its product as hypothetical. Lineage: Eukaryota; Perkinsozoa; Perkinsida; Perkinsidae. Bases 1 to 351 code for a protein of 116 amino acids. The record is from RefSeq and is a predicted model, not a curated record. The transcript has a single exon.
AUGGCGACACCUGUGGGAUCACACGAUACCCCAACUGAUGAGCACGAUCGAGCUGACGCUCCCGGAGCUGGGAACGAUGCCACCACACAGAGGGCCCGUCGUAGGCAGCGUAGAGAGCAUCACCAUGAGCAAGACCGCCAUGACGACCCCGCGGGGAAAGUUGAGUUUGAGGCCCCUCCUGAACAUCCUACCGAGGAAGAGCUGAGGAGGGAGGAGGAGCAACUUGACGAGGCUCGAGAGCGUCCCGAGGGCUUCGUGUCGCUUGGAGAAGAAUCUGACGAUGCGAGCGACCAUGGGACCCACGGCCAGCCAGGGGAGAGACACCUGGCGAGUCAUUCCAGGAAGCGAUAG